ACCCUUUCUCGCAAUAUUUACUCUCGUUUCUCUUCCGGUGCAUGGUCUAUAGUCUGAUUCUCUUCCAGAGUAUAUUUGCGUCUGAGAGUGCGGAUUCGGAAUCUCAAUCAAACUAUUCGGCUUGUAAACUACUUAAAAAACAUACACAUGAACUUGGUCUCGACGAACAUCUCGACAGGGGGACUCGUUUGGCACAGGUGAAGACAUGCUCCGAUUACAGCUAGCUUCGGGGCCUAUCGAUUGCCUAUCGAUAUUUACAGUCUGGCUGUAAUGUUGCCGCACCUUCUAGGCGCAACUCUUGAGUGCAGCCAUUGAUAAGAACGACGAACUUCGACCUCGCCUACUACUGGCUACGACUCGGACGCAACUAUGCGGUCUUCAGUUAACAUUGAAGCAAGCAUGGUUCAGAUAUACCCAGAGGUCUCACUUUUCAAUAGCUCUCCCCCUCUUAGAGGACUUUCGCCGACGCGGUUGUCCAUCGAAUCUCCCCAGGCUGAACUCAUAGCUGCGGCCUUCUCCCAAUUCGCUCUCACAUCUGUGAACCCAUUCUAUUGGUUCUAUGGCCCCAAUCCGCUUAUACUCAGCUCCAGUGUUGAGGACAUCCCUAUGCCUAUCACCGAGUCUCACGUCGUCUCGCGUCUCCCUCAGAUCAUGCCAGGAUCGGAAAUCAACUUCAAGGCAGUCCUUGACGAUACUCAUUCCCUCGUUGACUAUCAGAAUGGCCUCUGCAUCAUCCAAUGGUUUAUCUCUCGGAACGUUGAGGCAUUCGAACGUGAAAAGGAAGUAUAUGCCAUCUUGUCACAACUUGAAUCAUCUAAGAAUAGUAUUCUUCGGUGCUACGACUGGCUGCACAUGGAUCACACUGAUGCUCUGAACUUACACCCAAAUCUUUCGCUCGUCGAUGCAACGACUAUCCAAGCUCUUCUGUUUGAACAUAUCGAUGGUCUUGUUCCCCUUUCUGUUAAGGACGUGACCACCGACAUAGCUGAGGCGGCGUUGAAGGCGCUUUGUGGUGUGCAUGCGGCGCAUGUCCUACACGGAGACAUACGACGUCAAAACAUGCAUCUUCUCCCUGAUGGACGUGUGGUCUGGACAGGAUUCGGUGCCGCAAAGUCUGCGUCGCAUCACCCACUGAGACGUCAAGAUUUUUGGAAUGAGGCAGCCUCUGCUUGGACGCUGCUGUACAGUAAGAUGGUGAGUCGCUUUCUGCAAGAAUGUCCAGGUGGCGUCCUGCUAAUAAUUUCGUAGCUCCCUGACAAGCUUAUUGGAAACUUGAAUCCCGACUACUGAGAAGUUAUUGGUUAUGGGAACGAAGAAUCGUCGAAUGGCGGAGGUUUGAAUAACCCAAGGCCUUCAUUGUUGGAGGGAAUAACGCCGCCGGCCGGGGCGAUCUCGACACCAGGUUGGGUAAGAUACGUCAAGAGCCUUUUUUCUCUCCGUUCAAUGCACGAAACCAAGGCGGUCCCCUAUCCUCAUAUAUGUCCUCUUCACCUUCAUCAUUGAACACAUCUCAGGCUGAUCAUUCUCGAACCUUGACGUGAUACCUCCAACGAUAUUCUGUUCCUUCCUCCCCUUCUCGUUGUGCUCAAAAAGAUUGCACUCAGUUCAUGUGAUCGUUGUCUACAUACACCGCCUCCGCAGGGGACCGAUUGUGUAGAUGUGCUGGAUACGGGUAUUCGGGAGGCGUUAAAUGCAACUGGAAGUGGAUUGGUUAGGACUCUCGGAAGUGGGUGGAAUAGGAGUAGUGUUGACGAGAUAAUGACUGCUUGGAGGUAGUGAGAUGAGUCUGUAUCAUACAUGCAUAUUUUUGGUCGGAUCCCUGCUGCAAUAAUAUUACAGUGUAUGACAUUAAUGUAUAUGGUUGAAUGUACAGCGGUCUUACCAGAUCUGUUGAGUCGGAGGCGCAAAGCCGUAUUAUAUUUGGAACGACGUUUAUUGGACGGUAUGUGUUCGCAACGCAGAGCCACAACAUUAAAAGCCUGGCCUCUUG
Molecule: messenger RNA, 1990 nt
Organism: Somion occarium
Lineage: Eukaryota; Fungi; Basidiomycota; Agaricomycetes; Polyporales; Cerrenaceae
Source: the annotation of a GenBank genome assembly